CUCUAUUCCUCCCCGUUAACAUCACGCUUGAAAGUCUCUCUCCCUUGUCAAACAUAUGGAUAUUUUUCAACUUUCUCUCUAUCAAGGAAACGUUUAAGCCCUGAGAAGAGAACUUGCAAUGAAUAUUCAUUUAGGAUCCAGUUGGUUUUCUUUAAUCAUUAGUAUUUGCUUCUUCUUCUUUCUUUCUUUUUUUUUUCUUUUCUUUUUUUAAUAAAAAAAUAUUGUUCUUCGUCGUCCAAAUUUAAUUCUAAGUCAGCCUUCUCCAUUUCUUGGCAGCUCACUUUCUUUUACCCAUUCAAAGUCUUAAAUAUAUAAAUAUAUAUAUAUAUAUAUAUAUCUUCCUCUAAGAAGUCCUGGAAUUGGCUUUUCUGCAUAUUACACAAACAAAUUUUACACAUACCCUUUAAUUUUCAGAGUAGCAGGAGCUAUGGCUCGUCGUGCUUAUGACAGUUUGGUGUCAUUUGGAGGCUCCAACCAUGGUCAGGGUCACCAAGAAGUGCCAUUCAAGACCAACAAAGGGUCUCUCAAAGUCUUGCUUUUACAUGGAAAUUUGGAAAUAUGGGUUAAGGAAGCCAAAAACCUUCCCAAUAUGGACAUGUUUCACAAAACUCUCGGAGACAUGUUCUCGGCCAUGCCAGGUAAGCUAAGCAACAAAAUUGAAGGUCAUAUGUCUAAAAAAAUUACCAGUGAUCCAUAUGUCACAGUUUCAGUCUCUGGUGCUGUAAUUGGGAGGACUUUUGUGAUUAAAAACACUGAAAAACCAGUUUGGAAUCAGCAUUUCAAUGUCCCCGUCGCGCAUUAUGCGUCGGAAGUUCAUUUCGUGGUGAAAGACAAUGAUGUUGUUGGAUCUCAGAUUAUAGGAGCUGUUGGAAUUCCAGUAGAGCAAUUGUUUUCUGGUGCCAAAAUUGAAGGAACUUUUCCAAUCCUCAAUGACGGUGGCAAACCAUGUAAAUCUGGAGCCGUUUUGAGUUUAUCAAUUCAGUAUACAUCUAUGAACAACAUAGCGCUUUAUCAUGGUGUUCCUGAUGCAUAUUUUCCACUUAGGAAAGGUGGUCAGGUUAAGCUUUAUCAGGAUGCUCAUGUUCAUGAUGGUUCGCUUCCGAAAUUGAGGCUCGAAAAUGGUGUUGAAUAUGAGCAGGGGAAUUGUUGGCAUGACAUUUUCGACGCCAUAAGUCAGGCUCGCCGUUUGAUAUAUAUAGUUGGAUGGUCUGUGUACCAUAAAGUGAGGCUGAUUAGGGAUGGUAAUAAUAAUACAACAGAGUUCAUGUUAGGUGAUCUUCUUAAAACCAAGUCACAGGAAGGUGUAAGAGUGCUUCUCCUUGUUUGGGAUGAUCCUACUUCUAGGAGCAUUUUGGGAUACAAAAAGGAUGGUAUUAUGGGAACUCAUGAUGAGGAUACUCGCCGUUUUUUCAAAAACUCUUCGGUUCAAGUGAUACUAUGCCCUCGAUCUGGUGGAAAAGGACAUAGCUGGGCAAGAAAACAGGAAGUGGAGGUGAUCUAUACUCAUCAUCAGAAGACGGUCAUUGUAGAUGCCGAUGCUGGCCCGCAUAAAAGAAAGAUCAUAGCAUUUGUUGGAGGUCUUGAUUUGUGCUUGGGCCGUUAUGAUACUCCAAACCAUCCUAUUCUUCGAACUGUAAAAACAGUGCAUGCAGAUGACUUUCAUAAUGCUACUUUCUCGGAGCCUUUAGCUGGUUGUCCAAGACAAUCAUGGCAUGAUUUGCACUCUCGGAUUGAUGGUCCAGCAGCAUAUGAUAUCCUAACCAAUUUUCAAGAGCGAUGGUUGAGAGCUUCGAAACUACAUGGCCUUCAAAAGAUAAAGACAUCAUAUGAUGAUUCACUUCUCAAGAUUGACAGAAUUCCCGACAUCAUUGGAAUGGAAAAUGUUCUUUGCCUGGGUGAGGAUAAUCCAGAAAGUUGGAAUGUUCAGGUUUUCCGCUCAAUUGAUUCCACUUCAGUGAAAGGCUUUCCAAAGGAUCCAAAAGAAGCAACAAACAAGAACUUGGUAUGUGGGAAGAAUGUACUUAUAGACAUGAGUAUACAUGCAGCAUAUGUCAAGGCAAUCAGAAAUGCCCAACACUUUAUUUACAUUGAGAAUCAGUACUUUCUUGGGUCAUCGUAUAAUUGGAAUUCAAACAAUAACAUAGGAGCAAACAAUUUAAUACCUAUCGAAAUCGCUCUAAAAAUUGUGAACAAAAUUAAAGCAAAUGAGAGAUUUUCAGCAUAUAUUGUGAUUCCAAUGUGGCCAGAGGGUGUUCCCACUAGCUUUCCGAUUCAAAGGAUUCUUUUUUGGCAGCAUAAAACAAUGCAAAUGAUGUAUGCAAUGAUUCACAACGCUCUGAAAGAGGCUGGACUUGAGAACCAAUACGAGCCCGAAGAUUAUCUGAAUUUCUUUUGUCUUGGAAACCGUGAGGCCGCAGAUGGAGAAACUUACUCAGGAACUUCAAAUGCAGCAGCAAACACUCCUCAAGCACUUACUCAAAAGAGUAGGAGGUUUAUGAUAUAUGUACAUUCUAAAGGAAUGAUAGUGGAUGAUGAGUAUGUGAUAUUGGGAUCUGCAAAUAUAAACCAAAGAUCUUUGGAAGGCACCAGAGACACUGAGAUAGCAAUAGGUGCUUAUCAGCCCCAUCAUACUUGGGCAGCCAAACACUCAAGUCCACAUGGACAGGUGUACGGAUAUAGGAUGUCGCUAUGGGCAGAGCACAUAGGAGGGUUAGAAGAAUGUUUCAAGAAGCCAGAAAGUAUUGAAUGUGUGAGAAGGGUAAGAUCUUUGAGCAAGCAAAACUGGAGACAGUAUAUAGCUGAUGACGUAACAGAAAUGAAAGGCCACCUUUUGAAGUAUCCCAUCCAAGUUGAUAAAUCUGGCAAUGUCAAAACACUUCCUGGCUGUGAAACUUUCCCAGAUGUAGGUGGAAAUAUACUUGGUUCUUUUACAGGCAUUCAAGAAAAUCUUACCAUUUAAUCCAAUUUCAUUAGAAGAUGUCUCUUUUCUCUAUUAACCGUACAUUUUGAUCAAUAUCUGUGCAAUUUUAUUGUACAUCAAAUGUCCAAAGUAGGAUUAUGUAUCUAUUCUCUUUCUGCCCAAUGUCCAAUACUUAAGGGGAAUUGUUACUUAUUUCAUAUUUGAUGAUACCCGUUGGAUUAAAUUUUUUUUUCCUUUUU
Ziziphus jujuba (common jujube) is the source of this 3159-nucleotide messenger RNA. Its product is annotated as phospholipase D beta 1. The coding region runs from base 428 to 2959 and encodes 843 amino acids. The record is from RefSeq and is a predicted model, not a curated record. Gene Ontology annotation, biological process: phospholipid catabolic process; phosphatidylcholine metabolic process. Gene Ontology annotation, molecular function: calcium ion binding; D-type glycerophospholipase activity. The transcript has 10 exons. Lineage: Eukaryota; Viridiplantae; Streptophyta; Magnoliopsida; Rosales; Rhamnaceae. Gene Ontology annotation, cellular component: plasma membrane.